AUGGUCCAGAAGGGAAGGGGUAGAUUCCCCAUAAAAAAACCGAAUAGACCAUCUCCAGUUGCUAAUGUUUCAAAAAUAGGUUCAUUAAUGAGAUAUGAAACACGAGAUUACGCGAAUCAGUUAUUACAUGACGCGGUAAAGGCAGUGGCACCAAUAAUUCAUGAAUACAACUUCAAAGUUGGGAUACUAAGUGAAAUGUUUCCAAAAAAAGCUAAUUUGUUGGGUUUGAACGUAAACAAAGGUCAAAAAAUAUUAUUAAGACUACGAUAUCAUCAUAAUGAGAAUGAAUUUCUACCAAUGUGUGACAUCAUUGGUACUUUUUUACAUGAAUUGACUCACAAUUUUCAUGGUGCUCAUGACAAGAAAUUUUAUGACUUUUUGAAAGAGCUCGAAGAUAAAUAUGAUAAAAUACGAUAUGGAUCAUCUGGAAAUUCAGGAUAUAGAUGUGAAGAAAAUAAAUUAGGAUUUGGAAUGUUGAGAGCAGGAAUAGUUGAUGUUAGAGCUAGAAGAUUAGCACAAUUUAACAAGGUCAAUUUUAAAAAUGAAAGUAGAGCAUUAGGACUGGAUUCUAAAGUAACAAAACCACCACUAGAUGCACGUCAAGCAAGAUUGGAAGCAGCAAUGAGAAGAUUGGAAGAUUCGAAGAGAUGUGGACUGGAAUUUAAAGAAAGCUCUGAAAUUCCAGAUGAUGACGAAUUAGAAAUAUUAGAAAUAAGAGACAAGGAUCAAACCUAUAGCGAUGACAACGAGAAAUUAGAGGGAAAUCUGAGAGAGCUGCUGAGAGGUAUAGAUGAGGAGGAUAUUGAAAUAUUGGAGGUAGUUGAUUCAAAAACUCGAGAUAGGCAAGAAAUUAUUGUCAUAGAUUGA
Messenger RNA from Lodderomyces pseudojiufengensis, 867 nucleotides. Its product is annotated as metalloendopeptidase. The transcript has a single exon. The record is from RefSeq and is a predicted model, not a curated record. Lineage: Eukaryota; Fungi; Ascomycota; Pichiomycetes; Serinales; Debaryomycetaceae. Bases 1 to 867 code for a protein of 288 amino acids.